Pygocentrus nattereri (red-bellied piranha) is the source of this 7560-nucleotide messenger RNA. RefSeq names its product solute carrier organic anion transporter family member 5A1. The coding region runs from base 544 to 3135 and encodes 863 amino acids. The record is from RefSeq and is a predicted model, not a curated record. Gene Ontology annotation, biological process: transmembrane transport; sodium-independent organic anion transport. Lineage: Eukaryota; Metazoa; Chordata; Actinopteri; Characiformes; Serrasalmidae. Gene Ontology annotation, cellular component: membrane. The transcript has 10 exons. Gene Ontology annotation, molecular function: protein binding.
CCUCCCCUCCAUCAAAUCCGCAAUCUCAUUCACUCAGUGAGUGGCCGUGCUGGGGACAACAACAUCUACCUCCCUUACCUCUGAUAAUGAGCAGCUGUUCCACAAAGUCAAGGGGAACGACCCCACACGGCGACCAGUAAAGGAGCUUUAGAAUAAAACAUCACCAGAAACCCUGAUGGCCAAGAAGUUCCACUUAAGACGCCUCGUUCAUCCAUGUUUAAUAUGAAAUACACUGAACACAACCAAUUCCUGCUUGCUGCCUGAUUACUGCCUUUAAGAUGUGAGCCUGGCUUUGUUACAUACUGUGGAAAUGAAUGAGCUGGGGUGCUUUAAAUGAUCUGAUUAUGUCCACUUUGCAAAAAUGAUUAUUAUUGUUAGGAAGUCAAUUAAAACUAUCAGCGUGUUUGGUUGAAAGGCAUAGGGAUCAUACAUGAAGCUUCAGUUAUCCGUAACCGUUUAUCUGGGCUGCCCGGCAAGCCUCAUUGUCCUUUCUCCUGUGGCAUUACGUUCUGAAGUGGAAGCACGUCUACGAGCUGAGUUAAAAUGACUUCAUCUGACAAUGAUGAGACUGGAAGUGACGUGUCGGUGUCUCUUGAGGUCAGCGACUUCCAAAGCCAAUAUGGUGACUCGGGAAGUUACUACAAAUCCAAAAGUUUGCCUGUUCUCAAUGGUGGAUGUCCAGCAGGUGAUGAGCCAUUGGAAUCAAGGAUGGUCAGCACAACGCAGACUGCAAUACACCUCGACCAGCAGUCAGUUUUCGGCGGGCUCCAGCAGAAAAGCGAAUCCAGCCAGAUUGACUCCCCAACCCGGACUGAUUUUUCGCCCUCCAUGUCCAGUAUGGUGGGCCUGAGUAGUUCCCUGAGGCCUGAGACAAGCAGGGCCGGCAGCAAAAAGCUAGGCUUCUCCUUAGCAAGGCUUAUGGACUUUCCAGCAAGGAAGUACGUCAGGGUGAUCCUCUCAGACUCGAGAUGUUUCCUCUUCUGCAUGUGCUACCUGACUUUCAUCCAGUCAUUGAUGGUUUCAGGUUACCUCAGUAGCGUGAUCACCACCAUAGAGAAAAGAUACAGCCUCAGAAGCUCCGAGUCUGGACUGCUGGUCAGCUGCUUUGACAUUGGAAGUCUUCUGGUGGUGGUUUUCAUCAGCUACUUUGGAGGCAGGGGUCAGAGGCCACGUUGGUUGGCCGUAGGUGGGGUUUUUAUAGCAGUGGGAGCUGCUCUGUUCUCCCUGCCCCACUUCAUCUCACCCCCUUACCAGAUCCAGGAGGUGAAUUCUUCGACAGGAAACGAAGGCCUUUGCCUGACCGGCAAUGGCAGUGGCCGGGACGCUCUGGCUGUCUCGUCCUGCCCACGAGACCAGGAGGGCAAUGAACACUCCAUCUAUGUAGCGCUUUUCAUCUGUGCCCAGAUUCUGGUGGGCAUGGGUUCCACCCCCAUCUACACUUUGGGGCCGACCUACCUGGAUGACAAUGUGAAGAAGGAGAAUGCCUCACUUUACCUAGCUAUCAUGUAUGUGAUGGGUGCUCUGGGUCCAGCGGCUGGGUAUCUGCUGGGAGGAGUUCUCAUUGGCUUUUAUGUGGACCCAAAAACCAUCGUCAACAUUGAUCAGAGUGACCCUCGCUUUGUUGGUAACUGGUGGAGUGGCUUUCUGCUGUGUGCAAUAGCCAUGCUGCUGGUCAUCUUCCCCAUGUUCACCUUCCCCAAGAAACUGCCCCCUCGCCACAAGAAGAAAAAGAAGAAAAAGCUUGGUGCAGAUGAUGUGCCCAGCGAUGACGACGUCAUGAAGGAGAAAUCUAGCAGCAAAGGACAAACGGUCACCUCUUCCAUGGGCUUUGGGAAGGACAUCAAGGAUCUCCCCAAAGCAGCUGUGAGGAUCCUGAGUAACAUGACCUUUCUGUUCGUGAGUCUCUCCUACACGGCAGAGAGUGCCAUCGUCACCGCCUUCAUCACCUUCAUCCCCAAAUUCAUUGAGUCGCAGUUUGGCAUCCCCGCUUCCAAUGCCAGCAUCUACACAGGAGUGAUCAUCGUGCCUAGUGCAGGUGUGGGCAUAGUGCUGGGUGGAUAUAUCAUAAAGAAACUGAAGCUGGGGGCCCGCGAGUCGGCCAAGCUGGCCAUGAUCUGCAGCGGAGUGUCCCUGCUUUGCUUCUCCACACUCUUCAUCGUGGGCUGUGAGAGUAUCAACCUGGGGGGCAUUAACAUCCCCUACACCACAGGGCCGACCCUGACGCUGACCCACAGGAACCUGACAGGCAGUUGCAAUGUAAACUGUGGCUGUAAAAUACACGAGUAUGCUCCUGUUUGUGGCUCCGACGGCAUCACCUACUUCAACCCCUGUCUGGCGGGCUGCAGUACGGUCGGAAACAACAGCACUGGGAUCAGAAACUACACAGAUUGUGCAUGUGUCCAGAGCAGACAGGUCAUCACCCCUCCCACCAGUGGUCAAGGCAACCAGCUCCAGCUGGUCAUUGUGAAGACCUACCUGAACGAGAAUGGGUUUGCCCUGUCGGGAAAGUGUGACCGCACCUGCAACACACUCAUCCCCUUCCUCAUCUUCCUCUUCAUCGUCACACUCAUCACUGCCUGCGCGCAGCCCUCCGCUAUCAUCGUCACUCUCAGGUCAGUGGAGGAGCAGGAGCGGCCGUUUGCUUUGGGAAUGCAGUUUGUGCUGCUGAGAACACUCGCCUACAUUCCAACGCCCAUCUACUUCGGCGCUGUGAUCGACACCACGUGCAUGCUGUGGCAGCAGGACUGCGGCGUGCAUGGCUCGUGCUGGGAAUACGACGUCACCUCCUUCCGCUUCGUCUACUUUGGCCUGGCCGCGAGCCUCAAGUUUGUGGGCUUCGUCUUCAUCUUCCUCACCUGGUACUCCAUUAAGUACAAAGAAGAGCGUCUAGAGCGCUGGAGGCAGAGUCUGCCGCCGCUGGGCACCGUCAGCGAGAUGGUGUGCCAUGCAGGCGGCCAAAAGAGCCACGCCCGCACCCGCUCAUGCCCCAUAUUUACUCCACGGCCCGAAGUACUGGAGCCACAGCCGCCACCGCUGGGCCGCGGCCAGAGUAGCCAGAGCUGCCCUGGAAACACGCUUAAAGCAAUAACACCUCUGGCCCCUUGCUCCAUGCAGGACGUCAACGCACACAUCUGAGGGUUGGCUUCGCCCCCAAAUCCAUUGGCGCUGUUAGUGGGGGGGUGGGGGGAUGUAAAAAAAAAUGCCCUGAAUGAUUCAUGGGCCCUGGGCUGGGGUAGGGGGUCGGUUCCAGUGUUGGUAAUUCUCAGGGGGCCAAGCAUUUCUAGCCUCGCUCCUGCCCCAACUCCAUGUGCCUUCCUGUCCUGUGUCCCUCUUCCACACACUGGGCUGACUCCGCCCCACCUCUUUGCUUUUCUGAGGGAUCUGGCUGCAUCUAUUUUUUUUUUUUUUUUUUUUUAAAGGUGCCAUCAGCGCAUGUCAUCAGAAGCGGACAAAAUAGUCAACCUGCAUAAGCAAACAAUGGAGGUACAUUGACUUGUACAUUCAAUAAGACGUUAUAGAUAUAAGGUGCUAAAUGGGGUUGGGAGGGUGUUAUCGGUGUUAUUUCUUCUGUAUUAUGUCUUGGAAAUCAAAAUGACUAUCAAAAAUGCACCACAAGCACAAAUGGGAAACCCGUACUAUGCAAGCUUUGCCGCUAUGCCCCUCUGUGUAUUACUUUCUACUGUGUAUCUCUUCAACCAAUCAGUAUCCAGUAUUCCAAUCAAGGACAUCUCUCACUCUCACUCUCACUCUCACUCUCUCUCUCUCUCUCUCUCUCUCUCUCUCUCUCUGUCUGUCUCUCUCUCUCUCUCUCUCUCUCUCUCUCUCUCUCUCUCUCUCUCUCUCUCUCUCUCUCACUAUCUCACUCUCUCUCUGAAUGUUGCUGAUGUGAAAAAUCCACUGUUGUUUGUUCCAAUGUCUUACACUGGGCCAUAUGGGGCAAUUUCAGGAGCUCUGAGGGGAGCCUUUUCUCCCCCCCUCUGGACUUUUCAUGCACCAUCGCCCCUUCGAUUUCAGUGCCUAAGGCUGCCCGUGCAAGCAGUGACACCUACUGGCCAACAUGGAGCAGGAUCAGGUGGACAGCAAAGAAACCAUCCAUCAUCAUCAUCAUCAUGAGAGGUCAGCUAGCACUCCAGUUUUGGACUCGCUCACAAGUAUUCUGUCACAUCAAGCAGGGAAAAAAAACACAAAACAACAAAUAAAGCCAAAAACAAACAAACAAAAAGAUGAUCCAUGGAGCUCAGUGAAAUGCACUGUUGAAUGAAAUGCUGGUCAGCAUGGAUGGACCUGACUCUGCUUUAAGCAGUUCAAUGACCCAAAGGAGCAUGGUUUAGUCCCAGCAGGCCUGACAGUUGUUCAUGUUAACCCUCCUGCAGCUAUAAUCAGCCUUGAUGCUUUAGCAAUAGCAUUACUAAACUGGCAGCAGUAUUUUGAUACUAAAUCAGGAUAUAUCAUCAGAAGCAUGUGCUUCUGCUCUUGCAGCAUUAUUUCUCUCAGAGAUGUGUGGCCUAUAAUGUGAAAUAGCAGUUCUACCCUCAUGCAUCCAUUGACGUCCAUAAUAUCUCUGAUCAUUUUAAGAAAGCAAAUUGCUGCUUAGAUAAAACGUCUCUACAUCAAGCCAACAUUUAUUAUAACAGACUACUAAAGAAUUAUUAUUAAGAAUACUAAACCUGUAUCCUCUGACACUGCAUCAUUUUGCAUGGUGUAGUGUAGCUCAGUAGACAUUUAGGAUGGGGUAGUCCAGCAUGCAGGAAACGAGACCCAUCCAAAUAAAAUAUAAAGCAGACACAUCAUGAUGUCAGUCAUUUUAAAAUCCCUAUAUCAAUAUACAUGCUCAUUUACAGUAGUAGGGUUUUUUUAUGAACAGUUUGGCCAUUUGAACUAUGCGCUUACUGGCCACUUUAUUGGGUACUCUUAAUCUACAUGCAUUGACCGUUAUCAGGUCCAGUUAUUGAGAGGAUGCAUUGAAGUUUUACAGUUAUAUAUGUGUAACAUAUGUCUGUAUGUUUUACCCCCAUUCAUCAAUGGUCAGGACCACCACUGAGCUGGCCUGAAAUUUUGUUACAAACCUGGAUACAGCACCAAGUUUGAGUUUAAACCUGACCAGAGAGCCACAGAAUUCUGUCCCAACCCGGCUCAAUCCAAACCACGUCAAGUUGUGUCAGAACCGGACCCAAGCCCAGCAAAAUUCUCACCAGGCCCGUCAUCACCCAACAUGCCCAAUAAAGCAUGGCAUGAAAGUACCACUAAUGCCAGAUUCACCAAUAUCUUCCUAAGUUUUAUCUUAAAUGUCUUCUUGAGAAGGGUCCUAGGAAAUAGUCUACAUCAGACACACAAAGGUGCGAGCAGUUCCUGCAGUUAAGAACUGCUCACAUCUUUGUGUUCUUACCCGAGAACAAAUUCCAAAUAGGAAAACACUGGUGAUUGUCAAAACUGCAUGAGUGGGUUUUAAGAAGAAAUUUGGUAAAUGAGGCCCAAAAGGUAAUGAAAGUAAGGAGUAAAACCUCAACAGUGGGAGGUGAGAACCUGAACCAGAUGCGAGACUUUGUCUUGUUGGCUUUGGACAGAUAUUUUAGCCUAAGGAAAAAUAUCCACCCAGCAUUGUCUUGUGGCCAGAAACUGACAGCUGGUGAAGGUUCAGAGGAUUUUGUAGACAGACUGUGCAGCAACAGAUGAACGAUCAUCAAUGACUUUACAUCUACAAAGUCUGUAGCAGAGUGGACAGUAAGUGGACAGUCCAGUAGCGCUGCAUUGCUGCAUCUGCUCUUCCACAGCCUAAUGUGCCUUUAACACUUGGCAUGCCAGGCCACUCCAUGUGCAGUGCAGUCUCAUGUUGCUCAUUGUAGCCUUUCACUUCAGCACUGGGCAGCACAAAACUGUGCAGCACAAAACUUUGUCCAGGAAACAUCUAUCUAGAAACAGUACAAAAUUCAGUAAUUUUGCAGUAUUGUGCAAUCUAGGUCCAUCAUUAAAACAGACUACCAGGAAUGCUUUCAAACAGUGCUAUAUGCUUAAAUGUCAUCUAGUUUAUUUAAUUAAUAAAAUGGAUUAAAGACAUUAGCAGGUCAUAUUAACUUAUCCACCACCAGAAAAAACAAAUGUGGACAGAAAGAGCUCUUAGCUAUCACUAUCGGCAUCACUGCAGUGGUGGAAAGGAUCCCAGACUCAAAUAAUACAUGCUGAGAGGUGGUUUUGUGGGGGUCCUGACAGUUGAUGAAUGGGGUAAAGUGGGGCUAACCGAUUACUCAGAGAAACAGAUGGGCUACUGCAGAACUACAGAGUGGACCUAUAAGGUAAAUGGACCUGUUCAAAGUGACCGAGUGUAGAGGUAGGUGAAGCUAAUGAAGUUGCUGGCGAGUGUAUAUUAAUUCGCCAUGUCAGUGACGUACAUCUUUAAUUAUAUCCAUUAUUCUGAGAACAUCUUUCACAGUUCAUAUUUGAAAGUUUCUGGUUACACUGUUAGAAUGUGAACUACAUUAUUUGUAACUGUAGGUGUAAAAAAAGGGGUGUAUAAAGAGGGCGUACAAAGUAGCUAGAACCUUUUAGACUAACCCAAGUAUUCAACGUAGACAACCACCUAAUAUGUGGACGAGAAGAGAAAACAAUAUAUUGUUUUCUGUGCCUGCAUUACCUGAAGUACCUGCAUUAUGCAUUGUUUUGGCUGUAAUUUAUAUGGGUUUCCUUUUGCAAAGUGAUUUUUUUUUCUUAGGGAGGGACAUAGAAAACAUUGAAAUGCCCCUCAUUUAAACUGGAUGAAUUUCUUGGGUUCUUCUUGAGUGUCACCGAAAGGACCUUACAAAACUAGGUAACACUUUACAGAAGGGCAGCAAUUGAAAGGCUAUAUAAGCUGUGCAUGACAACUGACAUAAACCUAGAUAAACCUUCAUAAAUGUUCAUGUAGGCUUAUGUAGGUGCCCUGUGGCCAUCCCUUCAGUAAACUGUUACUCAGAACUAGUUUAUUAUUAUUAGUGGUAUUAUUUAUUACUGUUGUUACAGUUAAUAUCAUCUGACCAUGCCACUGCUUUGUAAGAGGUGGAGUGACCAUAUGUUGACGUGGUCAGUGGAUUUCGGAGCCACUGUGCUUGCACUAUUCCUUUGCCUGUUGUGACAAAGAAACUGAGACAUCCUCCGCUGUUAUUCCUAAAUAUCUCUGUCUCUCAGUGUGGUUGGACGUCGCCUUUUCCUGCUGAGCUUGAGAUAGGUUGGUGGUUUUUGCUGUACUGAUUUAAGUGAAAAUUUGGUAUCUUUUACAAUAAGCUGGUUCAAAAUGACUACAUACAGCAACGUCUGAUCGAAGCCUGUCUAUCCUUAGUGCUGUCAGCAACAAGUGGUCAACGUGAGGCAUGUCCUUCAUUUGCUCAUGUGGAUUAUUUCAGGUAGAUCUUUUACUUUUGUGUUUUGUUUUGAUCGGCAUAUUACCGACAUGUAUUUAUUGAAAUAAAAGAAGACAAGCUGUAUUAAAAAGGUCAGGCUCCUGCUCUGUGUUCCUCAGGACCAGAAGUGAAUACAUCAUUUGUGAACAUUUUGGUUUACAAAUACCUUGAAUACUUGAUAUUUGUCAUU